Messenger RNA from Amphimedon queenslandica, 1154 nucleotides. RefSeq names its product probable serine/threonine-protein kinase DDB_G0271682. Gene Ontology annotation, biological process: necroptotic signaling pathway; protein phosphorylation. Gene Ontology annotation, molecular function: protein kinase activity; ATP binding. Lineage: Eukaryota; Metazoa; Porifera; Demospongiae; Haplosclerida; Niphatidae. The transcript has a single exon. The record is from RefSeq and is a predicted model, not a curated record. Bases 99 to 1031 code for a protein of 310 amino acids.
AGGAGAAGGAUAGGGAGCUACAGGAGAAGGAUAGCGAGCUACAGGAGAAGGAGCUACAGGAGAAGGAUAGGGAGCUAUACAGGAGAAGGAGCUACAUCAUGCAGGAGAAGGAUAGGGAGUUACAGGAGAAGGAGCUACAGAAGAAAGAUAGGGAGCUAUGGGUGAAGGAUAGGGAGCUACAGGUGAAGGAUAAGGAGCUACAGGAGAAGGAUAGGGAGUUAUGUCAGUCUCAAGAGGCAGUUCGUAGGUACCAGCAACAAGCACUUACUGAUGAUCACUGGGUUAUUGAUAAAGAUGAAGUGACUUUGACAAAGGAGGAGUUAGGAAGAGGGUCUUAUGCUGUCGUUACAGUUGGUAUCUUUAGAGGUUUAAGAGUAGCUGUCAAGUCACUUCAUACUGUCGUCAUCUCAGAUUAUAAUCAAGAUCUUUUGUUCAAAGAAAUGAGUAUAGUAUCACGAGUACGUCAUCCUAACCUGGUCCAGUUUAUUGGUGCAACUAAAGUGGGUAAUCCUCUCAUCUUGACCGAGCUGAUGAGCACUAGUCUUAGUCAUGAGUUGAACCGAUUAACCAAACAACAGAUUCUGAGUAUUGCUCAAGAUGUAGCUUUAGGCCUCAACUACCUUCACCUGUUUAAGCCUCAGCCUAUUAUUCACAGAGAUGUCAGUAGUCCUAAUGUAUUAUUAAAGCCUUGCACUGGACCUGCUGGAUAUGAAGCUAAAGUAGCAGAUUAUUGUACAGCUAAAUUGCAACAAGGCACUAGUACUGUAGGCAAUCAAGCAUAUGCUGCACCAGAAGCUCGUGAUCCUGAUCGACACAGUCCAGCAAUGGAUGUCUACAGUUACUCUGUUCUCCUUAUAGAAAUGAAUUUAUGUUGUCAACCAGGUAUGACAAUAGUAGAGAGAGCACGGCAAUCUGGUAAAGUCUCCUGGUCUGAUAUGAAAUCUCUUAUACAAAGAGGACUUAAAGCUAAUCCUAGAGAACGUCAUAAUAUGGCUCAAGUAAUAGAGUCAUUGAAAUUUAUGCACAUUUAGUUAAUGUACUUUCCUGCUUUUUGUUUAUGUAGCCUGUGAUUGAAUGAUUAUACUGUUUUGACUAAUUGUUUUUCCUGUGUAUUUUUGUGGUAAAUUCUUUCACAUGUCAAUCCAAACUACAAA